This is a messenger RNA of Effrenium voratum, 2403 nucleotides long. NCBI's taxonomy places the organism in Eukaryota, Dinophyceae, Suessiales, Symbiodiniaceae. The record is from the annotation of a GenBank genome assembly.
UGGCUGUGUGCUCCCAAGAAGCUUAGCCUGGGGUCCAAGUGCAACCCGAUUGUUUGACACCAGGGCCAAACCCCCCCCGGCUGUUGCGCUUUUGCCCAUGCGAUGGUGGCAACAUGCCCCUGGACAAGGGCACAGUGGAGCGGACCUGGGCCCAGCUGUCCUUCUCCUACAAGGACAAGGGCAUCAUCACCACUUGGAACAAAAAGGCUGAGGAGGUACUCGCUCGCAAGUCGGAGGAUGUGGUGGGCAAGGUCUGGACGGAGCUGCUGGUGCCCGAGUGGAUCUCUUGGAGCCUCUCGGCGCUCGAGAAGGUGCAGUUCCAGGGGGAGGAGGUGGCUCUGCCAAUGGUCACAGGCGACGGUCUACACUGCUGUGUGCGCUUCGUCGUCCGCAAGUUCGGGCGGGGCAACUGCUUCCUGUUCUCCUGCGGGCACACGCCUUGCGCGGAGACGCCGCGCCAGUGGCCCCUGGAGAUCCGACAGACGGAAGGGCAGGGGAGGGCGGCCUUUGCAGCCUGCGACCUGCCGGGCAAUGAGAUGCUCCUGGAGGAGGAACCCGUCUACAUCCGGCCGCCGCCCUCUUUGCUGCAUGGGCGCCCUGAGUGGGACCAGGCCUGGUCCGCGGCCUUCAACCAGAUCCGAGCGGCGCUGAAGCCGCCAGCGGGCGCCUCCUUCGCCUCGCUGCCGGAGAAGCCCCUCUUCGCCAGCACUGCGCUGGUGCGGGAUGUCUUGGGCUUCGCCACGCUGCCGGAGAGUUUGCGGAGCGCGCUGCUGGGCUUCAGCUUCCCGCACCCCGAGGAUCCCCACCCGCUGGUGGACGUGGCACGGCAGCUGGCGGAGCUGUGCAAAGAGCGGCUGCCCGAGUGCAAGGAGAUGGAUGUGAAGCUGCUGCAGGUUGGGAUCUUGGUGCAGGAGAUGAACAUUUUCCCUGGCGGCCGCGUGUUCUGGACACUGAGUCGCAUCAACCACAGCUGCGCGCCCAACUGCGUCUUCUUCGCAGCGGGCAACCGCUGGGGCCUCCGCAGCUUGCAUCCCAUCAGCGCGGGAGAGGAGAUCACCAUCUCCUACCUGGGCGAAGAGUUGCUGCUGCCCACUGCCCAGCGCCAGUGGCUGCUCUGGCGCUCCAAAUGUUUCAUUUGCGGCUGCCCGCGCUGCGCAAGUGAACAGGACCCCAUGCGAGACAGGGUCUGCGCCUGCGCGGGCAAGGGGCCCUCCAAGUGGCGGGUGGUGCAUCAGCCGGCGGUGUGGAGGCGCCAGGUGGCCUCGACCCAAGGCCGGGCCGUGGCGCUGCUCAAGGAGGCCACGGAGUUCCCGGCCACCGGCCAGCUUGAGUGCACUGCGGAGGGCCUUUGGGUCUACGGGGACGAUGAAAAAGAUCCGAAGAAAUCUGGCUGGGCGCUGGUGGAUGGAUCUACCCUCGGGCUGGGGCGUCUCAUCGAGCCGGUGGACGCACCGCUGCCGGGGAUUGUGGACCUCGUGGUGCCCGGCAGGCUGCAAAGCCGGCUGCGCCAGAAGGCCCUGAACUCCCGAGGCAAAAUCCGGGAACAGAUGUGGUACGACCGCGAGUUCGAAGAGCUGCCUGACCUUGUCGCCGCCGCGAAAAGCGCGCGCGGGGCAGAGCGCGGCGCCAUGCCAGCCGGCUUCGCGCGGCUGGACGUGAGCUCCGAGACCUGGAGUUGUGGAUGCGGCGCCAAGUUGGGGCUGCACCCCAAGGAGAAGGAGCUGACAGAGGUGGCACAGCGCGUUUUCGCCAUGGCGCUGCAAGACCACCCAAGGGCCUCGGCGGCAGGGGUGAAAGGCCUCAUCCUGCCAGAGGAGGCCUUUGUCUUGGCAGCACUGCGCCUGGCGGACGACGCGGGCCAGCUUUUGGGGCGGAGGCAUUGGAUUUGGCAGCUGGGGCUCUUGUUCGCGCUGGACCUGGACCUGUCCCUCACCAGGUACACGUACAUGAAGUGGGACUUGGCCUUUGCCUCCGGUACUGUGGCCAUGCUGCUGGAGGUCUGGGAUUGGCUGGCGUCCCUGAACCUCUCGCAGGAAAGGCGUUGGCGGGCCGGGAGAGGACCCCAGCUACUUCCUCCACAGCCGCGCCUCCCGCCUGGCCAAAGAGCUGGAGAGGGUGCCCUCUGAUGCUGGCCAGGCGCUCUUUCGAGACCUCCAGCAGCAGCUCCAGGAUCGCCUGAGCUUCACCCCGGCAGUGAGUUUGCUCCCCAGCCGCGACUUCAUUCCAGACACCCUGUUCAUCGCCCACUGAUUUUCUGAGCCGGUGAUGAGGCUCAAGAACCUCGAACCCGUGGGAAACAUGGCAAACACUGGGAGUGGUUCCUUCUGAAUCUGAAUGGGUCUUUGGACCAGUGAGUCCGCUGGCCUGGUGGCCGGCCGUCUCACUGACCGAGAGGCGCUAGUG